Molecule: messenger RNA, 555 nt
Organism: Striga asiatica
Lineage: Eukaryota; Viridiplantae; Streptophyta; Magnoliopsida; Lamiales; Orobanchaceae
Source: the annotation of a GenBank genome assembly
AUGUUCACAUUCAUCAACCCUUUCGCAAACUCGUCGAUAUUCCUAUCCGAACUCCCUCCACGACCCAUUGCCUCUCGAGCGACCUCUCUCCAUCUACCCGCAUUCGACCUAAUCACCCUCCCUUCAUCCCCUUCCAUCACACGUCUCACACAACUCACGAUCUCUCCUUUUUUCACAAUUCCGAACUCGUCCUUCCUAGCCCUCAUCCCCAACGCCCACACAUCCGUCACGAGCUUCGCGUUCGUGCUCUGGUCUGUCCACUGCGGCAUCGCCACCAUCGGAACCCCCGAGCACAGCCCCUCCAGAGUCGAGUUCCAUCCGCAGUGCGUCACAAAACACCCAGUGGCCGGGUGCGCCAGCACUUCCACUUGUGGGGCCCACGGCACCACGAGCCCUUUACCUGACACGUCGUCGUGCGUGAAGUUUGGCGGGAGCAUUGGCUGUUCUGAUGAGCGGACGACCCAGAGGAAGUGUUUGCCGCAUGCGGCCAGGGCCCACGCGAGCUCCUCGGUUUGUUGGGGAGUUAGCUCUGCCAGGCUUCCGAACGAGACGUAG